AUGGAGUCAAUUAAGCAGUCAAUCAUGGAUAUGACCGAAAUGUUUAACUCAAGAAUGACAGAUUUCCAGAAGGACCUUGAAAGUUCUGCACCACACUCAGAAAGCCCCACAUCUAAGUUGUCAUCGGACUUCAAUAUUUUCAAGGAGUUUGUACUUCAGGCGCUGAAGAGCUUGCAAGCCCAGGUAGAAUUGUUGACAGAUUCUUUGGAUCAAAUGGAGACAGCACGCAGAAAGAAGAUGUUGCUCCUUCAUGGCAUCCCAGAAGACAAGGAGAAUCUUCAGCAAAAAAUUGUGAAUCUUUUUGUGAACAAACUUCAAGUCACAGGUAUAGAUGUUUCCUCCAUUAGCUUUUGUUACAGGCUGGGCCGUCCUAAGGAGGCAAAGUGUAGGCCCAUUUUGGUUAAAUUCAAGGAGUUCAGCCACCGUAGUAAAGUAUGGGAUUCAAAAACCAAGCUCAAACAGACUGGCAUUACUUUAACCGAAUACCUAACCAAGAAAAGGCACAACUUAUUCAUGGCAGCUCGGCAACGUUGUGGUUUGACCAAAUCAUGGACACGGGAUGGCAGUAUUUUUGUAAUAGGUCCGGAUGGGUCACGGCACUGCAUACACAAUUUUUCUGAGCUUGAUAAGCUGCCAGGUAUGACUGGUAAUGCAUCAGAUGUGUCUAGUGAAGUUGCUCCAUUGGGAAGUGUGCCUAAGUUUAAACAACCACUUUAAUAAUAGUGCAUGCUAAGUUGCAUACUUAUUCAUUUCCUCUCCUGCAUCUCAUCUAUGCUUUUUAAUGCGGGUAGUAUAGAGUAUUUCACUGUGCUUU
Molecule: messenger RNA, 814 nt
Organism: Aricia agestis (brown argus)
Lineage: Eukaryota; Metazoa; Arthropoda; Insecta; Lepidoptera; Lycaenidae
Exons: 3
Coding region: 1-717 (238 amino acids)
Source: RefSeq, a predicted model, not a curated record